CGUUUUUGUGUUUAUCGCUCGCUGCGACUGAGUGAAGAUGGCGGACUCGGUGGCGUCUGGCUUCGGGGAGGAAAAGGAGACGGAAAAUAACGACAAGGAAAAAGAGAAACCGGCGGCGAACAGCAAAUUACGGCCCGAGAAAUACAAAAGCACGUUGGAGGUAACAGAAACCCUGGGAUUUUAUGAAAGAAACACUGGCAAAAGGGACAAACAGAGGAAUCUCUCAGACCUUUCACUGGUCCGCUUUAUCAGCACGGAGCUGACCCGGGGGUACUUCCUGGAACACAAUGAGGCGAAGUACACCGAACGGAGGGAGAGAGUGUACACGUGCCUGCGGAUCCCUCGGGAGCUGGAGAAGCUGAUGUUCUUCGGCUUCUUCCUGUGCCUGGAUGCCUUCCUCUAUGUGUUCACCCUGCUCCCGCUGCGGGUCUUACUGGCACUCAUCAGGUUCCUCACACUGCCAUGCUGUGGACUGAGGGCAAAUAUAUGCCCAUUCUGCAAAAAGAGGAGUGGCUCGCGUCUACUGCAGCCCGCCCAGGUGUGUGAUGUUUUGAAGGGUUUCAUCAUGGUCAUCUGCUACUCAAUGAUGCACUAUGUGGACUACUCCAUGAUGUACCACCUGAUCCGAGGCCAGUCGGUCAUCAAGCUCUACAUCAUCUACAACAUGCUGGAGGUGGCAGAUCGCCUGUUCUCAUCUUUCGGUCAAGACAUCCUGGAUGCUCUGUACUGGACAGCCACAGAACCCAAGGAGAAGAAAAGAGCCCACAUAGGAGUGAUACCCCAUUUCUUCAUGGCCGUGCUUUAUGUGUUUCUCCAUGCCAUUCUCAUCAUGGUCCAAGCAACGACGCUCAACGUGGCCUUCAACUCCCACAACAAGUCCCUGCUCACCAUCAUGAUGUCCAAUAAUUUCGUUGAGAUAAAAGGAAGCGUUUUCAAGAAGUUUGAGAAGAACAACCUGUUUCAGAUGUCCAACAGCGACAUCAAAGAAAGAUUUACGAACUACGUACUGCUACUCAUAGUGUGUCUCCGAAACAUGGAGCAGUUCUCCUGGAAUCCAGAUCACCUAUGGGUCUUAUUUCCUGAUGUCUGCAUGGUGAUCGCCUCAGAGAUAGCUGUUGACGUGGUGAAGCACGCCUUCAUUACCAAGUUUAACGACAUCACAGCAGAUGUGUACAGCGAAUACAGGGCGAGCCUCGCUUUCGACCUUGUCAGCAGUCGACAGAAGAACGCGUACACAGACUACAGCGACUCGGUGUCGCGGCGAAUGGGGUUUAUUCCUCUCCCUCUGGCUCUACUGCUGAUCAGAGUGGUGACGAGCUCGGUGAAAAUUCAGGGAUCCCUGUCUUGUGUGUGCGUGCUUCUCUUCUACCUGGGGAUGAUCACCCUCAAAGUGCUGAACAGCAUAUUGCUACUGGGGAGAUCCUGCCUGUAUGUCAAGGAGGCCAACAUGGAGGAGAAGCUGUUCCAAACCCCACCAGCAGCCGGACCCGGGAGAACUCCCAGCAAGGGCAAGUUCACAGUUCACCCAGGUGAUCUCCUAAAUGAAAACUUGUCCGCCUCUGUCACCAACCAGCCGGUCCACCGGGAGGAGAAUCUAACCGGCGAGCUGCCCAAGAGUAACUCGGAUCAGUUCCUGACCACGCCUGACGAAACCGAGGAGAAGGACUUACCUCAGGAUGGGUCCGAACUCAAGCACAGAGCUCCCAAGAAAGAUCUGCUGGAAAUAGACCGCUUCACAAUAUGCGGGAAUCGCAUUGACUAGCCGUCUCAGCCUCCUCUUCGAAUCCGCGCAGGGGAAGCGGCCUGGCGUAGCAAACACUGCCAAAACCGUUCCUUGCCAAACACGAGAGGCACUAGAGUAUUUAUUGAAAAUACGUAUAAUUUAUUGCUGACUUAAGAAUCGUAUAUACCCACAUCUCCCGUACACCGACCCAACUUCUGGAUGUCCAACAGAAGAGCCUGGUGAUAGAGGACCACGCAGUACUCCUGUGAGAAUGGUGAGCGGGGUUUGCGUGACCCCACCAUCGGGCUGCUCGCACAUAACGAUGAAGGACUCCAGAGUCUUCCCAUCUGUUAUUCGGAAGGCUCUCUGUACCAAGGAAUGCACCUAGGGCACUUCCGGAACGGAUUCGCGUCCUUUUUUUAUUGAAGAAAGCAGCGUAAAGGAUGCUGGUCAGGGACUGCGUAUCUCAUCAAUUCCCCGUUUCCCGUAUCAAAAUGCUUUGAAGUCAAAACCUGUGAAUGAGUCAGUAAUAUCCCUUUCUUCCCACUUCACCCUUGCUGUUGGGAAAGCAGCCCUCUCCGUUUUGUUUUUUUUUUUUGCCUCUUUCCUUCUUGCUUUUCGCAUUCGACGACCAUGCGAUAGUCGUAAUGCAAGCCGCACCAGUGAGUUUGUUCCGAUUGUAGUCGAGCUGGGUAACAUGUUACUGCCGGCAAUUCUUAAAAGCCUCGGCCCUUGGAUAAGUCCAAAACUAACGCCCAGAAGAAAAUGAGCUGACGCUUUCACUGGAGAUAGCAGUUUGGUGGCAUCACUAUGUUAAGAUAUCGCCUAUUUUGCAUUUACUUUAUGGUUUUGUAUUCAAAUGCACUGUAAACCUCAUAAAACAAUGUACAUAGUCCAGGAAACCUGUCCUGUUACGUACACUGAGCAUAUUUCACAGUUUAAUAUGUUAAUGUUUUUAGCUACAUUAUUGAGUGUACUAUUUGAUGUGGUUCGCAUAUCGAACUCAUUCAGAUUAGCUUUGAAUUCUGCACUGAUGUACCACGUGGUCUUAAGAUUCAGGUUUUUUUUUUUUAAACGUUUAGAUACAUUUUUCUCUACAGACACCAUUGACCACUUCAGUGUUGUUCGUAUUUCUCAUGAACAAGUCAUUUACUGGCAAUUUUCUUAGGAGUGCAUUUUGAGACUGGAGUAGAUGAAACAUGCUUUACUCUUUUGUUGGUUUUAAUAAAAUUAUGAGCUCUGAUAAACUUUCAAGAAAAUACACAUUUAUGCGAACACAUGGUAGAAGUUUUUCCCUGUACGUUUAAUUUUUUCGCAAACUGAAUGCGAUUCCAGAUGCAAUACGAGAUUAUUUUUUUUUAAUUCACAUUUGCCCUGUGUAGUCUCUGAACCAGAAGUUUUUCAUUUAUAAAAUCACAAUUCUAUUUCCACAAUGAAAUAGUCCUGGAAGAAAAUUGACCCACAGUAAGAAUUUCAUAAAUUUAAUAGAGUUUUACUUAAACGUGCAAUUAAAGUGCAUGACACACAAUGGUUUGGGUUAUAAAGCAAUUAUUUCUAAGCAACUCAGUACUAUGUAAACCAUGAUUUCCGUACCAGCAUCUACAAUAUUUCACUAGCAAAAAUGUUUGCCUUCAUUGCGUAAUAUUGAUCACGAAAUAAUGAUUAGAAUGAGGCUUCUGUUUUUGAAACAUUAGACCAUAGUAUUUUAACGAUUUGGAUGGUAUGUCAAAUAGCAUUGCAUGGAACAAUUUUGAACACUUCAAAGUAUCUUUGUAAUGUGUCGUAAGCAUUAUGAGUAAUGGUUUCACAUAUUUCAAUUUUAUGUUUAAGACAAAGAUCUGCAAAUUUGUAAGAAAUGCUUCACAUUUUUUUUUUUUUGGGGGGGGGGGAAGUAAUAAAAGUUUUUUUUUGUUAUAUUGUUAACUUAUUCCGUUGUUGAAGGGCUGCCAUUUCUUAUUUUAAUUAGGUGAUGUGUCUUACACUUUUCUAUCGAGAUGGAAAUGUCCCCAAAAUAUAUUUUUUUUAAUUCACCCAAGUAACAUAUUAUUGUUCUGUAAGGGUGGGGGGGACUGUAGACCUUAAUUGGAUGUGUGUUGAGAUUUUUUGGAAGGUUGGGUUUCGCCUGCCGGGGCUGAUUGUUGAUGUCUAUGGCAUACAGUGACUAUGCAGUGAGAACGUCAGUCCUUAAAGAUGGCAUUGAGGGAAGGCACAGAGGAAGGAAGAGUGAGUGGCAGUGGCCUGACAGACGUGUUGGCGUAAAUGAUCAGUUUAUCUGCCUCCUUGAAGGGCACCAUACAUCUUGAUGUUGUGUUCGUCGUGCAGCUCAACUUAAGUCACACGGAUGGAGGAAAUCAACCGCUAAGUUAACUUUUAUUUGCUAUCGGUUUUUCUUUGAUGUAAGGAACAUAUUCAGCUUGGAAAGUCAAAAAGAUUGGCAGUCUGUGUAGGGUAUGUACAUGGGGCCUCAGACCUUGCAGUUGACGGACACAUUCAUGCCGUAAAUUUAACCAUAAACGCAUAGGUUUAACUUCUCAGACAUAGUUUGUUAGCAUGACAAAUUAAUUUUCUUGCUCCAAACUAGAUAAUGUGAGCAGACAGCCACACUGUCUUAUAAAGUACAUUUUACAAAUGUACCUAACAUUAAGUUCCUCUCAAUAUUGAACCGCUAGAAUGCGGUAUUACAGAAAAUGAGUUUAAGAAAACCCUGAGCUUAAUUUUGAACUGAGCAUUAUGCAGCAAACCCUGAAGUAUCGGUAUGAGAAUGACGAUGUUGAAUAUGGGUAAUCAAAUUCGGGGUGGACUGACCCCAAUUUUUGCAUAUUCCCAGUGAACUUAAAAAGCUGUUAUGAAAAGGACAUUUAACACUGGGAAUCACCAUGGAUGUGAGCAACAAAAAACAAUGGUAGAGCUUUGUAUUUCGUGCAAUUGGAAUGUGAAACAUGAAUGUCUGCCAAUACAGACUAUGAAGAACACAGCUGCAUCAGCAAAAGAAUGGCAGUUUUCCUUGGCAAAAAAUUGCUGACCGAGUCAAUGUGCGUGUUUAUAAAACUGUUGUAUAAAGUUGUAUAAAGGCUAUUUUACUCAUUAAACAUUUGCCAGACCUGUGUGGUCUGAAAUGAU
Molecule: messenger RNA, 4843 nt
Organism: Brienomyrus brachyistius
Lineage: Eukaryota; Metazoa; Chordata; Actinopteri; Osteoglossiformes; Mormyridae
Product: transmembrane anterior posterior transformation protein 1 homolog
Exons: 15
Coding region: 38-1762 (574 amino acids)
Biological process (GO): maintenance of protein localization in endoplasmic reticulum; positive regulation of cilium assembly
Cellular component (GO): ciliary basal body; endoplasmic reticulum membrane
Source: RefSeq, a predicted model, not a curated record